GCCAACUUGAAGGGACAAAAACCCUCCCACCCAUUGUCAAUGUCUAGUGGAACUGUGCAAAGAGACCGAUAAUCACCCUACAACAAACCUCAGCAUCCACCAUGGCUGACAAACUGUCCAAGAAGGAGCUUGAACAACUCCACCACGUGUACAUGAUCUACGACUUGUCAGGGGAGGGUCAGAUGGACGCUGCGGACGCCGCCAACGCCAUUCGAGCCCUCAACAUGAAUCCUACUGUGGCUCUUGUCAACGGCCUCGGAGGUUCCAGCACCCGAGGGGAGAAGAAACUUCCGUUUGAAGACUUUGUCAACAUCUACAUUGGUGUGAAGAACGAUAAGGAUAUGGGUGUAUACGAGGACUUCAUUGAAUGUUUGAAACUGUACGACAAGUUAGAGAACGGCUACAUGCAACUUACAGAGCUCACUCACAUGCUUACAGCCCUAGGAGAGAAGCUGUCCAAUGACGAGUUGGACGAGUGUUACGAAGAUUGCAUGGACGAGGAGAAUGACGACGGUGAAAUACCCUACAUUCCUUUCUUGGCGCGGAUGUGUGAGAAGCCAGUUCCUAAGAACAUCAAACCUGAAUAGAUAAGUUGCAUUAUGUAGGGGUUGCUGGUAGACAACAACUGGCCGGAUACCAUCAUGGAAGGAAAGCUUACGUCAAGUUCUCAAAAUAUUUAUUUUAUAUAAAAAAUUGUGAAAUACAUGUAAAUAAUAUGUUUCAAAUAAAAACUAAUUAAAAGUUA
Messenger RNA from Macrosteles quadrilineatus (aster leafhopper), 745 nucleotides. RefSeq names its product myosin light chain alkali-like. The transcript has 6 exons. Gene Ontology annotation, molecular function: calcium ion binding. Lineage: Eukaryota; Metazoa; Arthropoda; Insecta; Hemiptera; Cicadellidae. The record is from RefSeq and is a predicted model, not a curated record. Gene Ontology annotation, cellular component: muscle myosin complex. Bases 102 to 587 code for a protein of 161 amino acids.